CAUUGUGGUUGUCAAAAUAUUUGUUGAUAUUUUCUUGUCGUUUUGAAGGUUUAGGAGAAAACGAUGUCGGAAAAAAGAAGCAGAAAAUACAACAAUUUGAAGGAGUCCAAGGAAUCAAAGAGAACGAUUGUGUUGGCGAAAAAAGAGGAAAAAGACGAUGACCAUUCAGCUCACGACCAUGCAAUCAAAUCCGACCCAUCAAAACCGAAACUCUUAGUCAAACCUAAAAGUGACAAUCAACCGGUUCCCAUAACUAUUGCGACUCGUGAAGGAAGUGAAAAUUUAUCCUCGUCUCCGACGCAAAAAAAUGUCACACUAACGAAGGAACUGCUCGUCCAGGCAACCGUAGAUCCACCGGCUGAUAAAGCCCUAAAGCUACUGCAGCCGAUCGACAUCGUCACAAAUCAUUAUCAUCUGAAUACGGCGGCAUUGAGUUAUUUGAAUGACGGAAACGAUAAUUUCUUUGUGGUUGGAAUUAUCGGUGGACAGGGAUCUGGAAAGUCAACAUUCCUCAACCUAUUGUGUCCCAUCGAUAAAGAUGUCGUUGACUUGAAGCAACAUUAUUUCAACGAUAAAAACGGCACCUUCCGAACCCAGCAAAAAGACCAAAGUUCAGCCACACCGACAACGGAAGGCAUUCAAAUGUUCAUCACCGGCAAUCGUACCAUUCUGUUGGACUGUUCGCCCGUAUUGUGCAAUCCGUACAUGAAAAAGGAUGCCGUUCAGAGCGAAAUCGACGAUCUGAAAAUGUUGAUAUUUUUGUUGAGCGUCUGCCAUCUGCUGAUCGUCGUGCAGGACGAACUGGUCAAUGUGAAUUUGUUGCGCUUGCUACAGUGUGCCGAAAUGAUGAAACCCAAUUUGGACAAAGAGACAACCGACGAAUACUAUCCGAAUGUGAUGUUCAUUCAGAAUAUGGCCGAACCGCGAGAUUUCUCACUGAAUGCAAAGAGUCAAGUGGAUGCGAUGUACAAAAAGUUUUUCCAGCUUUCAAAAUUGAAAAUCUCACCUGGUAGCGUGCCGACCGGUCAGGAGAAAUCCUCGAGGAGCGUAAACUAUUUUGUUUUUCCGGAAGUUGGUGUGAAACAGACCAAGCUGUACCCUCGUGGCGACAAGGACAUAAAUUCAUUGGUUGAAGACUUUCGUCGACGCGUGUUCAUGUCACCGAAAAAACCGAUGCAAAUUCUACCCCAACCGGCACCAAUAUUUACGGAGAAAAGCUGGUCGACGCUCGUCACCAACGUUUGGGAGUCGCACAAAAGCAAUUACUUUCUACGAAAAUACGAGAAUUUCAAAGAAAAAGAAUGGAGCACCAAUCGAUAAAGGCAAAAUGUGUAAAUGAACUG
Messenger RNA from Bradysia coprophila, 1343 nucleotides. RefSeq names its product nonsense-mediated mRNA decay factor SMG9. The record is from RefSeq and is a predicted model, not a curated record. Gene Ontology annotation, biological process: nuclear-transcribed mRNA catabolic process, nonsense-mediated decay. Lineage: Eukaryota; Metazoa; Arthropoda; Insecta; Diptera; Sciaridae.